This is a messenger RNA of Rhagoletis pomonella (apple maggot), 2673 nucleotides long. RefSeq lists its product as uncharacterized. The record is from RefSeq and is a predicted model, not a curated record. Lineage: Eukaryota; Metazoa; Arthropoda; Insecta; Diptera; Tephritidae. The transcript has 3 exons. Bases 1 to 2673 code for a protein of 890 amino acids.
AUGGCGCCAAUACGCCAUGUAUGUGGUGUUUGCUUUGCUAACAUCAGAGAAAACACUUCCAGUAUACUUUGUACCGAGUGCAACAAGUGGAUCCAUGCAAAAUGUACAAAGAUUGAUAAGGUUGAAUUCAACAAAAUUGCCAAUGACAUCAAAUACAAUAACUUAAAGUGGAAAUGCAAUGGUUGCGAAAGUGAGGUUAGCGUGAUAGUUGGUGACGAUCAGCAUGUUGACCAUGACGAUCUAAUCGUUAGAAAAAUGGAGAAGAUGUUCGAAAAACAUUUCUAUGCUUUCAAAGAAGACAUCGAGAACAAAUUGCUUACCAUUCGGUCGGAGCUGAACAACAUUGUCAAACAAAAUAACUCACUCAAUACAUUGUGUACACAGCUAGACGAUAGGGUCAGCACCGUUGAAUCGAAAUUAACAACGUUCAGUACAUGCGAUCCAGGCAGUGAAGAGGUAAUCGCUGAGAUCAAUGAACGUAGGAAACGAGCUAAACAAGUCGUCGCAUUCAACGUUCCAGAGUCUAAAAAACCAUCUGGUUCUGAACGUUUAAGCGACGAUCGUGCUCUCUUGGUCCCACUGAUUCCACAGGAGCUCUCCAACACCAUUCCCGAGCUAAAAAUUCGCAGGUUGGGGCGUCCAAUUGCUGGGAAAACCCGUCCCAUGCUUAUAGAAGCCCCCUCCGAAAGUGCUAGAUCAAUACUGAAAUUUAAACCACCAUCUUGCACCGACAUACGUAUAAAACCGGACUUAACACCAGCGCAACAAGCACACCUGAAAAAAGUACGCAGCGAAUUAAACACAUUGAUGGGAAGCAUAAGCCCCGUCCAGAGGCUCCAUGUGCACUAUCAGAACGCCAGAGGCCUGAGAACUAAACUAAGCACAUUUCUAACCACUACUGCUUCUACUCAACUUGAUAUCAUCUGCAUCAGCGAAUCCUGGCUGCACGCAUCCAUCUCCGACGGCGAAGUUAUUGACGGCACCUAUAAAAUAUUCAGAAAGGACAGAGAUCACACAACCAGUACACAUGAACGUGGAGGCGGCGUAUUCAUUGCUGUCAAACGUGUUAUCCAGGCAGAACAAAUUAUUAUUGAAGACAACAUUUUGGAGCAAAUAUUCGUCAAGGUGAAAGGCCAGAGUUAUGAUCUUGUAAUUGGCUGUGUUUAUAUGCCGCCUUCUUCAUCUAUCGACCUGUUCUCAAACCAUAUUUCAUCAAUAAAUCGUAUAACGGACAAAUACCCUAACUCGAAACUUCUAAUCUUGGGUGAUUAUAAUCUUCCAAGUAGCUCGCCGCCAGAUGACUGCACCAAACUUGCAUACGAAGGUUUCUACCUUUCCAACUGUCAACAACUUAAUAAAAUAUACAAUGCCAACGAUCGCAUCCUCGACUUAUGCUUCAGUAACACAGAUGCAAGCGUUGAAAAAAACUUCCCCAUCGUUGAUGAAGAUAAGCAUCAUCCCGCAAUUGGAGUAAACAUAGUCUUUCAAUCAAGUCUGAAGUCCAACUCCGCGCCCACCUUCUCAUUCAAAAAAGCCGACUAUGCAUCCCUUAACUGUUUCUUCACAAGGACCAACUGGAUAGAUCUAUACAAAAUCGACUCAAUUGACGAUAAAGUUAAUUUGUUUUAUGAUAUAGUAAACACUGGUCUAGUUCAGUUUGUGCCGAUGUACACAAGGAAGAGUAAUAACUAUCCUUGUUGGUUCUCCAGGGAGUUAAUACAGGUUACCAAGCGUAAGAAAGAAGCCCACCAUAACUACAAGCGGCAAAAGACCAGAGACUCCUACGAAACGUUUCGUCGUUUAAGGUUUGAGGCCAAACAACUUAGUGCUAGGUGUUACAUAAAUUACAUAUCAAAUGCAGAAAACGUUUUGAAAACUAACCCGUCAGAAUUCUGGAAUUUCAUUAAAAAUAAGAAAAAUAACGAUCUCGACAUACCAUCGACGAUAACCUGGGGAAAACAUACGGCGAACUGCGGUCCUGAAAUCAGCAAUCUCUUUGCCUCCUUCUUUAGGAGUGUUUAUCCGACUGACCAAACCACCGCCCCGGUCGCGACCAAUGCUGUAACCACUGAUUGUAACGACCUAAGUUUGUCCAGCUUGGAGGUCAAUUUCGACGAAGUUUUUGAUAACCUUUUGGCUCUAGAUACAAAUAAAGGGGCUGGUCCGGAUGGUCUGCCUAACCAAUUAUUAAAGUAUUGCGCUUCUGGGCUAUGCGAGCCCAUUACACAUAUUUUCAACAAGUCGUUGCAGACUGGUUACUUCCCCUCCCUAUGGAAGUUAUCCUUUAUAUGCCCCAUACACAAGUCUGGCCCAAGAUCGGAAGCAGAUAACUAUAGACCGAUAUGUGUGCAAUCAUCAUUAGCAAAACUGCUGGAGAAGAUAGUAUUAUCCAAAUUAUCUUCAUCUUUGAAAAAUGUACUCUCAUCCAAACAACAUGGCUUCAUCGGCGGAAGAUCGACCACAUCGAACUUGCUUUUGUAUGUCAGCCACAUAAUCAAGUCUAUGAGUAUGGGUUACGACGUUCACAGUAUAUACACCGACUUUAGUAAAGCCUUCGAUACGGUUGACCUCGACAGACUAAUCGACAAACUAAGUCUUUAUGGUAUUCGUGGCAAAGUUUUAGAUUGGUUUCGCUCAUACCUGUGCGGUAGAAGACUUGUUCUGAAUGGCUGA